Molecule: messenger RNA, 1713 nt
Organism: Aspergillus niger
Lineage: Eukaryota; Fungi; Ascomycota; Eurotiomycetes; Eurotiales; Aspergillaceae
Exons: 2
Coding region: 1-1713 (570 amino acids)
Biological process (GO): transmembrane transport
Molecular function (GO): transmembrane transporter activity
Source: RefSeq, a predicted model, not a curated record
AUGUCUGCUUUAUCAUCCAAUCAGGACUGCACUCAGGCAGUCUGUGAGAAGGAGUCUGUUGUGGAGGAGGUCCUUUCUGGCUCUACUUCGAGUAGUGGUAUAGAUGUGCAGCAUCAGACAGGAACAGUUGGUUCACCGACAUAUCCUCCACUUGCUAAAACCAUCCUCGUCGCUCUCGCUUUAUAUAUUGCCGUUUUUCUCGUCUCUUUGGACCGCUUGAUUGUGGCUACGGCAACUCCGAAAAUCACUGAUAACUUUCAGAGUAUUGGCGAUAUUGGCUGGUAUGGAAGCUCCUAUAUGUUAGCGGCGUCUGCGUCUCAGCUUACAUACGGUCGCAUCUACACUUUCUAUCCGAUCAAAUGGGUUUUCCUUCUCUCCAUCUUUAUUUUCGAGGUCGGUUCCGCUAUUUGCGGUGCUGCGCCCUCCUCCUUCAUGCUCAUCCUGGGCCGCGCGAUCGCGGGCCUCGGAACAGCAGGCAUAUACUCCGGGGCUGUCGUCAUUAUCGCCCUUACUGUGCCCCUCCGCUUGAGGCCUGUGUUUCAAGGAGCCGUUGGUGCAAUAAUCGGCAUAUCAUCUGUUUUGGGCCCAAUUCUUGGUGGAGUUUUUACAACAGAGGUCAGCUGGAGGUGGUGCUUCUACAUUAACUUGCCCCUAGGAGGACUUGCGGUCGUCGCCAUAUUCUUUCUGCUAGACGUUCCUCCACCUGAGAAAGGGGACUGGAGUCUCAGAGAGAAGUUUAAUCAGCUCGACCCCGUUGGAAAUCUUCUUAUGGCCCCUGCUGUGACCUGUCUCCUUCUUGCACUCCAAUGGGGUGGGACCACGUACAGCUGGGGAAAUUGGCGCAUUAUCUUUCUCUUUAUUAUGUUCGGGACUCUGUUCUCUAUCUUUGCAUUUGCAGAGUACCGCCUCCAGGAGAAAGCAAUGGUUCCCCCUCGCAUCUUUAAACAGCGCUCAGUCCUUGCAGGAAUUGUGUUCACUAUGUGCACUAGUGCAAGCACUAUGGUCAUGCUUUACUACCUUCCCAUCUGGUUCCAAGCCAUCAAGAAUGUCGAUGCCGAAAAAUCGGGUAUUAUGAAUCUCCCUCUUGUGCUCGCGAUGGUGGUAGGAUCCAUCGGUUCUGGCUCCCUCGUCAGCCUUCUGGGAUACUACAACCCUUUCAUGUUUGCAGGCGUUGUUUUCAUGUCUGUUGGAGCCGGUUUAUUAAGUACAUUUCAACCGGACACCGACCAUCCGCAAUGGAUUGGGUAUCAGAUUAUCUUCGGCUUUGGUCUGGGCCUUGGUGUCCAACAAGCGAAUGUCGCUGUGCAGACGUGCCUAGAUCCUGUCGACAUUCCGGUCGGUGCAUCGCUUCUAAUGUUUUCGCAACAAUUGAAUGGCGCUGUCUUUCUAGCGGUCGCGCAGAAUCUUUUCACGAAUUUUCUUACCUCAAACCUAGACGACAUUGAAGGCAUCUAUGCAACAUGGGUGAUUGCAAGUGGCGCGACUACCAUACGAAAGUUGGUGCCUCCUGCAAAGCCGGCAGUGGUUCUGAAAGCGUACAGCGACGCCAUUAUGAAGACUUUCAUUCUAGCGUUAGCUAUGUCUUGUCUGGCCCUGUUCCCGACACUUGCUAUGGAGUGGAAGAAUGUGAAGAGGGUAGCUAAAGGUAUUGAGAACGGUGAUGACGCAUCAGGGAGUAUUGAAAGCAAGAGAGAGCCAUUGAAGGCGUGCUGA